Messenger RNA from Fraxinus pennsylvanica, 732 nucleotides. The record is from the annotation of a GenBank genome assembly. NCBI's taxonomy places the organism in Eukaryota, Viridiplantae, Streptophyta, Magnoliopsida, Lamiales, Oleaceae.
AUGGGAAAAGGUGGGGGCUGUGUUCCUAGCAAGAAAAAACUUCCCAAUGCCACAACAAUUGUACACGAAUCCCCACCCAAAUCCAUUUCCAACAUUACUGCCCCACCCGACCCGAACAAGAACCUGAAGCUCUUCAUAGUCUUUUACUCAAUGUACGGCCACGUGGAGGGUCUGGCCAGGCGGAUGAAGAUGGGUGUCGACGCUGUGGACGGCGUCGAGGCGGUGCUGUUUCGGGUGCCAGAGACGCUGCCUGAUGAUGCCCUGGCCCAAAUGCGGGCCCCUCCUAAGGACGAUUCGAUUCCGGUAAUUAGGUCUCCUGCAGACUUGGAGUUGGCGGAUGGGUUCUUGUUUGGGUUCCCGACGAGGUACGGGUGCAUGGCGGCACAGAUGAAAGCAUUCUUUGAUUCGACUGGGCAGUUGUGGAAGGAGCAGAAGCUAUCUGGGAAGCCCGCUGGGUUCUUUGUCAGCACGGGGACUCAAGGAGGUGGCCAAGAGACCACUGCGUGGACAGCAAUCACUCAGUUAGCUCAUCAUGGAAUGCUAUUUGUUCCCAUUGGGUAUACUUUUGGCGCUGGUAUGUUCAAAAUGGAUUCCAUUAGAGGGGGUUCUCCAUAUGGUGCUGGAGUCUUUGCUGGGGAUGGCACAAGGGAAGCAAGUGAAAUGGAGCUGGCCCUGGCAGAGCAUCAGGGUAAGUACAUGGCUGCUGUAAUCAAGAAGCUAGCUCAGGGUUGA